ACACCACCAUCGCACGGCGCCGACUAUUACCUGGAUGAGCUUCGAGUCCCGUAUAGUCGACGUGCAGCCUGGUGCGACCAUCCGCUUAUCGUAAAAACAGUUACUGCGAGUUCUGUCUGUGUGUCGAGACGUCUGCCACCACCAUGCCGUCUCUACCAGCCUCCGUCGACCUGGACGAGUGCAUCGCGCGCCUCUAUAAGAAAGAACUGCUCGCCGAGUCCGUGAUAGAGGCAGUAUGUGCCAAGACAAAGGAGCUUCUCAUGCGCGAGAGCAAUGUGGUGCACGUCAAGGCGCCAAUCACCGUUGUCGGCGAUAUCCACGGCCAAUUUUACGACCUCAUUGAGAUAUUCAGAAUCGGCGGCUACUGCCCUGACACAAACUACCUUUUCCUAGGCGACUACGUCGAUCGCGGCAUGUUCAGCGUAGAGACAAUAUCGCUGCUCGUUUGCCUCAAAUUACGAUACCCCGAACGUGUACACCUAAUCCGCGGCAACCACGAAUCGCGCGGCGUCACCCAGUCCUAUGGAUUCUACACCGAAUGCUCACGCAAAUACGGCAAUGCCAAUGUGUGGCAUUAUUUCACAGACAUGUUUGACUUUUUGACGCUGAGCGUCGUCAUCGAUAACCAGAUCUUCUGCGUACACGGAGGUCUCUCCCCUUCAAUUCACUCCAUCGACCAAAUUAAAAUUAUAGACCGAUUUAGAGAAAUCCCCCACGAGGGUCCCAUGGCUGAUCUGGUAUGGUCAGACCCAGAUCCCGACCGAGACGAAUUCUCGCUCUCCCCGCGAGGCGCGGGCUAUACCUUUGGCGCACAGGUCGUCAAGAAGUUCCUGGCAGUCAACAACAUGUCUCAUAUUCUUCGAGCCCACCAGCUCUGCCAGGAAGGAUACCAGGUGCUCUACGACGAUCGUCUGAGUACCGUCUGGAGCGCCCCUAAUUACUGCUACAGAUGCGGCAACAUGGCCAGCGUGUUGGAGGUCAAUACGCAGGGAGAGAGAUUCUUCAAUGUCUUUGCUGCGGCUCCUGAGAAUGACCAGCAUAAAGAUAUGCAGCAGGGGCUCGAGAAAGCCGCGGAUGGAAAUUCGCUACCCGACUACUUCUUAUAACAGAAAGAGAAAGUUGUUGGAUCUUUUACAGCCGUCAUCGCCUUAAUUUAUCAUAAUCAUCAUCAUAAUUGCCGCCAAAUACAUGUACCACCAAUAAAUAUACCAAUUACUGUACCAUGCAACAAGUCAUACAAAGUUUUUGUCAUCGUAUAUAGAAUUGCGUGCUACGCUAGAACAUGAAGGCAGAUGUU
Molecule: messenger RNA, 1297 nt
Organism: Trichoderma asperellum CBS 433.97
Lineage: Eukaryota; Fungi; Ascomycota; Sordariomycetes; Hypocreales; Hypocreaceae
Cellular component (GO): FAR/SIP/STRIPAK complex
Molecular function (GO): protein serine/threonine phosphatase activity
Source: RefSeq, a predicted model, not a curated record